This is a messenger RNA of Heterostelium album PN500, 1239 nucleotides long. RefSeq names its product bZIP transcription factor (gene bzpL). Gene Ontology annotation, biological process: regulation of DNA-templated transcription. The record is from RefSeq and is a predicted model, not a curated record. NCBI's taxonomy places the organism in Eukaryota, Evosea, Eumycetozoa, Acytosteliales, Acytosteliaceae. Bases 1 to 1239 code for a protein of 412 amino acids. Gene Ontology annotation, molecular function: DNA-binding transcription factor activity. The transcript has a single exon.
AUGUCAAGUCCAACAAUUUUAAAUUCACCUCUUUACCGGACAAGUUUUCACUCGUCGUCAUUGUCAUCGUCAUUGUCGUCAUCAGUAUCACCCUCUUCAUCUCCUAUUUCAAAUUUUUUAUUCUCUGAAGACUCAACUAACUAUCCAAUCAAUCAUUAUCAUAACCAGUCUCCGAUUAGCCAUCACCAUCAUCACCAUCAACAACAGCAACAACAACUUUACAAAUCAUCAUCAUUAGAUUCACCCAGCUUCAACAAUAAUAGCAACAACAACAAUAAUAGCAACAACAGUAAUAAAAUGUACAGUCCAGAGCUCCCACCAAUUUACGACCUCUCCGAUCCAUCGUCAUCGACCGAGUUUAGAAUCGGCAAGAUGAAGCCCGACGUCCAAGACGAAGACCGCAUCAAGAAGAGGCAGGUCCGUCUCUUGAAGAACCGUCAGUCCGCUGCACUCUCUCGUCACCGAAAGAAAGAAUACAUCACCAAUCUCGAGUCGAAAGCACAGGAACUGCACUUGGUCACACACGAACUCCGCCAGAGUGCUUCCACACUGACCCGCCACCACUACGAGGCAACCACCCACCUCGACGAAAUGGAGCAAGCCUUCAAGCAGAUCUCCAUACACAACGAAUUACUUCAAAAGCGAAUCGACGAAAUUUUAAUCACCACAACAACCACCGCACCAUCAUCAUCAACUACUUCCACCGCCACCACACCAACUCUCGAAAAACCAAAUAAUAACGCAACAUCCAUUAGUAACACAUUCUCUGUUCAAACACCACAACAAACAAGAAGAUUCAACGAUGAAAUUGUAAUUGGAAUGAAUAAGAUGAAUUGUAAUAAUAAUAAUAAUAAUAGUAAAAAUAAUAAUAAUAGUAAUAGUAAUAAUAAUAUUUCAGAGAAUAAUAAUAAUAAUAAUAGUCAUCAAGUUUCGGGAUUUAAUCAACCAUUCCUUAGUAUUUCAAAUCCAAAUGUAAAUUCAUCACCUGCUUAUCUUACACGUGCAAGAUCAUCUUCUUAUCACCCAGCACCAAUGGAGAGUAGCGCAACACCCAACCAAAGUUCAACAUUUUCACCAGAUUCAUCACCUCUGCUGCCGUCUCUUCAUCACAUCGCUAAAAAUAUUAAUGGACAAGUCUCCCCAAUGCCAACACGUAACUCUACCAACCUAUCAUCGUCACCAACUAGAAAGAAUCUUCUUGGUUAUCAUCAUUUCCAUCUUAACACUGCCAAUAAUUAA